GCUAGGGCUCGUCCCUUGCAGAGGCUCCUUCUGAGGCUUCAAGGAGUUCGGAUCCCUUAGGAUUGUGCACUCUCUCCCGGAGCCUGGAUAAUGCCUCAUAGUCUCCGUCCAUCUCGUAGGUACAGUAUACAAGUAGCUUCCGGUAGAUGGACCCUGGAACCAUGGAACCGAUCGUGCCCAACAACACCCAACAAGCCAGAGCUGCUGGUGCCGAUUCCGUCUCAUCCCACUCCGUCGCUACUUCGUGCUCUGGGAAACACUCUGAGAAGUACUCUAGGAAGCACAAGACCAUCGGGAAGUCAAGAAAAUGCGACCAUUCCAAUCCACCGUAAGAUCAAGCACGAUCCGCCCGCCUCCGAAACCUCGACCUGUUGCCAUGUGGUUCCGGGUUCAAGCACGAUGCUCAUUUCUUUUCGUCCGCUGGAUUUGCUGCCUCCGAUCCACCUUUCUUCUGGUGUAAGCACUAACCCUGGCACUACGCCUUUUUUUUCUCUCUCUCAGGUCCCCACUCAGCUGAACUUUUUUUUUUUUCUUUCCUUACGUUCUUUCGUUUUCUUUCUGGUUCGUGUUAGUCUGUUAGACUCUGGAGAUGGAACGCUUCGAACUGUAAAAAAAAAUUGCGCGGUACGCGCCACUUCCGUGUUUCAAACCUCCAACUUAUGAAUCGAUUAGUCAUUAAUGAAAGCUGGCAUAAAGUCCGAAUAUGACUCCAGAAACCGUACUAUAUACAUGUGCAGUCCAGUCCAGAUCACCCUAAAAAACAACACCAACA
This is a messenger RNA of Aspergillus steynii IBT 23096, 772 nucleotides long. RefSeq lists its product as uncharacterized. NCBI's taxonomy places the organism in Eukaryota, Fungi, Ascomycota, Eurotiomycetes, Eurotiales, Aspergillaceae. The record is from RefSeq and is a predicted model, not a curated record. The transcript has a single exon. Bases 91 to 663 code for a protein of 190 amino acids.